Molecule: messenger RNA, 2060 nt
Organism: Desarmillaria tabescens
Lineage: Eukaryota; Fungi; Basidiomycota; Agaricomycetes; Agaricales; Physalacriaceae
Exons: 15
Coding region: 49-1845 (598 amino acids)
Source: RefSeq, a predicted model, not a curated record
UCCUUUUCCUCGUCUAAUGAGACACCCUCGCCUUUCAGAUUCUCCUCCAUGACCGUAUCAUCGCGCAAACCCUACAACGGGUCUCGCCGAAAGCUUUUAAUGGCCUUUGACUUGGGAACGACGUUCAGCGGGAUAUCUUAUAGCGUUCUUGAUCCUGGCAUUGUCCCAGAAAUUAAAGGCGUGACAAGAUUUCCAUCUCAAGAGCACGUCGGAAACGAUGCGAAAAUACCGACAAUCAUGUACUACGACCAGGCGGGAAAUGUCAGAGCUGUUGGCGCAGAAGCGCUCAAAGAGAACAUAAUUGAACAAGCCGAGGACGAUGGCUGGGUUAAGUAUUCAGAGUUCAAGCUCCAUCUCCGUCCAACUGUGAAAUCCGAGCCUGGCUCAGAAAUCCAAAACACCAUCCCUCCUCUUCCCCCAACCAAAGACAUUGUAUCAGUCUUUGCUGAUUUCUUCCGAUAUCUCUUUGAAUGUGCCAAGAAGUUCAUCCUCGAAAGUCACCAGACCGGAGCGACAUUCUGGGAGUCCAUUGAAAACCAGAUAGAAUUUGUCUUGAGUCACCCGAAUGGCUGGGAGGGCGAGCAGCAGGGGAAGAUGCGCCAGGCUGCUGUACGAGCGGGGCUUGUAUCCGACAGCGACGAAGGAUAUGGCCGGGUACACUUUGUCACAGAGGGCGAAGCGAGUUUGCACUUUUGCAUCCAUCACGGGCUGUCUUCGCAUGUUCACGAAGACGAAGCUGUUGUCAUCGUCGAUGCAGGCGGCGGCACCGUCGAUAUCAGCACGUAUACUAGUGUGCCAUCAGACCAUGUUGGCACUAUGGCUUUCAAGGAAAUCACUGCACCUCAGUGCCAUUUCACAGGAUCAAUAUUUGUUACUAAAAAUGCCAAACAGUAUUUACAGGCCUUCUUGGCAAACUCACGAUUCGCGCAAGAGGUCGACGUCAUUUGCGAGUGUUUUGACAGGACCACAAAGCUGCGCUUCCGCAAUGCCGACGAGCCUGCAUAUAUCAAGUUCGGCGGGAUGAGAGACCGUGAACCAGAACUCAACAUUCGAUCAGGGCAGCUCAAGUUGGAAGGUCGUCAGGUUGCCGAUUUCUUUGAGCCAUCUGUGGCGUCUAUCAUCAAUGCCAUCGAUGAACAACGCUUUGCCACGGAUAAGACUGUUACGUCAGUAUUCCUUGUCGGAGGUUUCGCUGCCAGCGACUGGCUUUUUAUGAAGCUGCAAGACUAUCUUAGCCCGCUGAACAUCACGUUCUCGCGGCCCGAUGGCCAUGUAAAUAAGGCUGUCGCAGACGGCGCGGUUUCCUUUUAUCUCGACCAUGUCGUCUCGGCUCGUGUAUCCAAGUGCGACUACGGCGUGGAGAUGUCUACUGAAUUUGACGCGACCAAUCCCGAUCAUAUCGCACGUCGACAGCAGGCGUAUUUCGACGCAACUGGAGAUCUCAUGUUGGGUGGGCAGUACGAUACUAUCCUUCCCAAGGGCGUUCAAGUGUCAGAAGACACAGAGUUUCGUCGUUCGUACAUGAGGGCUCGGAAGCUUCUGUCCGAAUUGAAUAUUAUCGAAGAAGACAUCCUCUGCUAUCGUGGAACCCGAAAGAAUUCCCGUUGGAUGGACAAAGAAAACGAUGAUAUGUACCCAACGCUGUGUUUCGUCACGGCUGAUACACGUCAGGCUGCGAAAGGGUUGGUUCUCAGGCGAAGAGCAGAUGGCAAGUCGUACUACACCCUUUCAUAUGACAUUGUCAUAUUGUUUGGCCGCACGGAGUUGAAAGCCCAGAUUUGUUGGUGGGAAGAUGGUGUUGAGAAGAGAGGCCCUGCGCGCAUCGUAUAUGAGCGAAAUUUAUAAUUCAUCUCUUGGAUUUGUUAUAGGAGGAUCUAAAAGUCUUUGAUUAAUUCACAGUACCAUACAUUUGUAUCGUAACCAGUUCAUAACUUUCUACCCUUUGGGUCUUCAUCUCCGGUCACAGUAAGUAUUGCUGGGUAACAAUAUAAACAUUAAAAUAUCAUAUAUCAAGGCCCAUAGGAUGAUUUUACGCCCUGGACAUCGUCCAACAAUGAAUC